This is a messenger RNA of Cyprinodon tularosa, 2252 nucleotides long. RefSeq names its product transforming growth factor, alpha (gene tgfa). The record is from RefSeq and is a predicted model, not a curated record. Gene Ontology annotation, biological process: positive regulation of mitotic nuclear division; epidermal growth factor receptor signaling pathway; positive regulation of cell population proliferation. NCBI's taxonomy places the organism in Eukaryota, Metazoa, Chordata, Actinopteri, Cyprinodontiformes, Cyprinodontidae.
UCUGACAGGAUUAUGGGAGUUUUCUAAAUUGAGCAGCAGGCUGACAGAGGAGAGAAGAUACUAUACACCAGACUGUAGCUGUUUUAAAAACACUUGUGUUCAUUUCACUCUCUGGAUCUGAUGGUGACUUUAGCCCCGUGAUUGUCGGAUUAAAUUCCCAUCAUCGCUGCUGCUGCUGCUGCUGCUUCAAUCCUCAUGUGGUUCCUCAGCACGCGCUCAUUUCUCUGAAGCCGCUCCUCGGAUCCCUCUGUCGGCACAAUGACUCGGAUUUUCUGGGAUGCCAUAUUCCUAAUAAGCGGUUCCUUCUUCUCAUUUGGAGCAGGGCCCAGCGGUUCAUCUGUAAUUGAAGGCAAUAUUUCUAUUACCUCUGCUCCAGGCACAUCCAGUCACAGCUCUAUGGUUAUCAGUGACAAAGGCAAUACUACAGCUAACUUUCUUACAGUAAAAAGUUCUCUUGAUUCAUCAGAAGCGGAGCAAAGAAAUACAACAGUAAAAAAUUUUACAGCUACUCUUAAUUCCUCUGCUGCUGUUACUUAUAUGACAAGCAGCUCCUCGGCGACCAGCAGCACAAGUUUGACAACCAGAAAACCUGCUGCAACGACCAGCAAACAUCCAGUUAAAAAGUUUGUGGCUGCGGCUGUUCGCUCUCAUUUCAGCGACUGUCCUGACUCCCAUCAGCAUUUCUGCUUUCAUGGCACUUGCCGCUUCCUGAUUCUGGAGGAGACGCCUGCAUGUGUGUGUCAUCCAGGAUUUGUUGGGAUGAGGUGUGAACAUGCAGACCUGCUCGCUGUGGUAGCAACAAACCACAGAAAGCAGGCCGUGGCCACAGCUCUGGUCCUGUGUGUGAUCGGCUGUGUCCAUCAUGGUGUUGUGUUCUUUCUUGCACUGCUGGUGGAGGGAGGACUGCCGGAGGCAGAGCCGAUCACAUCUCUAUCUGGCAGAAAAGCACGGAGUGGCAUGCUAUCCCCCUGAGAGUGGUACUUAUCCCUCUUUCUUUAUGUGGUUUGACAAGACAUCUUGCUGAAGAACCGUUUGAAACGUGCAUUUCUCGUCUGCAUGGUGCCUCUGACUUCGGAGAUUCAUCUCAAUCAAUCCAGAACAUCAAAGGCAACAUGCUGUUUUAUUUAAUGUUACUAAACUAGGGAUUUUUCACAUUGGAGAAGAGUUGCUCUGGUAUAUGUAUACACUCCCCUACAUCUGCUUACAAUGACUGGGCCUUUCAGACUGCAAAAGACAGAUGCGUUCAUUUUACCCUUACCCUGAAAUACGCUCAGAUCCCCAACAGUCUAUCUGCAUCUUAAACCAUGCAUGGAAAAGAGCUCCAUGUACUGAUCACUGCUUUGGAUGACCUAGAGGACAUCAUCUUCACUGACUCUGCUGAUUAGCCAACCAUUUUUAAAGGUGGACGGCAAUGAGUUCUCAUAAUUCAGAGGACCGCAGUUCCUAUUUUUUUUUUUCCUUUUAUCAUCUGUGCACGUUUUCCUUCAGAACUUGUUAAGCACGAACAACAUUUUUAGUAACCGAUGGUGCAGGAAAAAUGAUGCUUUGAUCAUGUUUUAGUGUCUUUUGUUUUUUAUAGGAGGAACUCACUUUACCAGAUAGAAGUAGGAAUUGUCUAACUGGUCUGAAUGAUGUCUAAUUUCCUGGACUCUAACUUUUAUAAACGAAUAACACAACUGAAAAAUGUUCUUAUGUAACCUGAAGGAAACUAGAUUUUUUUUUUUCAACAUUUCAGAGGUUAUCAGUUUAUUGUAAUUCCUAAGCUGCACUUGAACAUAUUCUGUUUUUUUUUUAGAUUGGGAGCUGUAACUGUACCAUUAUGUUAAUCCUGGGAGGCCACUUUUUUAUCCUAAGCUGCUUUUAUAAAGGUGUACUUUUAAGUUUGCCUUUUUAUAAACUUUACACCCUGCACAUUGUUGUCCUUUAAAAUAGCAUCGAGGCGUGGAGAUGCCAAAAAAAAAAACGCUAACUGCCUGAAUGAGCACUAAUGGGAAGAAGCACUAUUUAUUCACAUUGUCUUAGGAUGCAUACGUGUAUAAAGUGGAAACAACAACAUCAAAAUUAUUACUGUUACAGCUUUUGUUCUACUUUGACUUUACUACUUUUUUUUUUUUUUUUUUAAAGCCUCUGAAUGCUUGAAGAAAUCUUUAAAGGAAUUGAUAUCGGCAUACCUGAAUAUAUAUUUUUGUGUAAGAAAAAAAAAAAAGUUCAAUAAAUAUUGGGUAUUUGAUUGCCAAAAGAAAUCUAAAAAA